This is a messenger RNA of Beauveria bassiana ARSEF 2860, 387 nucleotides long. Its product is annotated as nuclear transport factor 2 domain-containing protein. The coding region runs from base 1 to 387 and encodes 128 amino acids. The record is from RefSeq and is a predicted model, not a curated record. Gene Ontology annotation, cellular component: nuclear pore central transport channel. Gene Ontology annotation, biological process: protein import into nucleus. NCBI's taxonomy places the organism in Eukaryota, Fungi, Ascomycota, Sordariomycetes, Hypocreales, Cordycipitaceae. The transcript is spliced from 6 exons.
AUGGCCGGCACACCAAAUUACGAGGAGAUUGCUAAGCAAUUUAUCCAAUUUUACUACGACAAGUUCGACACUGACCGCAAGGACCUUGCCUCUCUUUACCGCGAUCAGUCUAUGCUGACUUUCGAGUCCGCCUCUGUUCUCGGUGUCAAUGCCAUCAUCGAAAAGCUUGCCGGUCUUCCUUUCGAGAAGGUCAAGCACCAAGUAUCUACCCUGGAUGCCCAGCCCGGCGUGGCUGAGGGCGGUGUCGUCAUCCUCGUCACCGGCCAGCUUCUUGUCGAUGAGGAGCAGCGCCCCAUGAACUAUACCCAGGCUUUCCAGCUUGCCUUUGACCCGGUCGCAAACUCGUACUUUGUCUGCAACGACCUGUUCAAGCUGGUCUACGGUUAG